UCUGCUUCUGAUUCCUCUUUCCUUUCUUACCUCCCUUUCGCCAAACGCUAUAUGUGCGUCUAAUCUAAUGGAAUGCGCUGGGCGCUGGCCUAGUGGCCCUGUUCUGUUCUAUUGCUGCUUCAUUCUCCACUCCGUGAAAUAAAUAAAGCAGUUGAACUCUCUUGACAAGGCAUUUAAGUCUCUCUUAAAUGCUGCAACCAUUCUCGCACGGCCAUUUACUCAACUCAGGCCCAGGCUUCCCCCUUCUUUACUUUUUUCCUUUCUUUUUCUCUUCAUACCAUUUUGAGGAAGAAGCUCGAAAGAAAAAAAAAAAAGGGGGAAAUUACAUAUACGCUGAGAGAUUGGGGAGAGAGAGAGAGAUUGCUUUGGCUUUGAGUAGAGAAGGAAAACACAGGAAAACAGAUAGAUAACAAUCAUGGCUUCUUCUUCUUCUUCAAUUUCUUCUCUGUCAUCAAAAGCUUCAGUUUCACCUCCUCCACCACCUCAUCAUUCCCCUCUAUUCACUCCUCUGCAGAUUCGAGAGAACGAAGAUGAAGAAGAAGAAGAGGAGCAGCACCACCACUACUACAACAGACGAACCCCAACCUCCCAUACUACUGAACAGAAUGUGACCUCAAAGCACCAGCCAACACCCCUCCAUCAUCAUUCCAUGAACAACAACGCUAAGCCGUCGUCCCGGAAACGACCGGAGGCCAACGACGAAGACGACCGUUCGGUGUCCUGCAACAAAUGCCGGCCCACCUCCCGUGAGAAAAUCUCGGUUGUUCCUAUCGACAUCAACGGCUCCAACAAGCAUCCGAACGCAAGCCCCAAUGGACUCUUCAGAUCUAUCUUCUUGUCUUUAACGAGAAAGAGCCCCAGGUCAUCAGAGUCGUCAUCUUCAACCGCCAAGGAAGAGCAAUGGAAGCUCGUCGUCGCGGACCUGUCGCAGAAGCUCAUUCAAGCCACUCGGAAGAGAGACGAAGCUCUCCAAGAAGCUUCUCGACUUAAGUACUCCAUGUCCGAGUUAGAGAAGAAGCUCAACAAGCUUGAGAUCUACUGCCACAACCUGAAGUCUGGUCUCGAGGUAUGUAGCAAUUCACCACAUCUGGUGCCGAAAAAUAUCAACCCUGCGAUGGUGAUGAGUGCCGUCAAAGGACUCGAACAUCAAGACUCGGUCAUUGAAUCAUUUCUCAGCUCGGUGUCCGAAGCCCGGUCUUCGGUCCGGACUCUGAGCCGGUCUCUCACCCUCCAGCUCCGGCAGAUGGGUUGCAGAGUCUAUGAGCGCAUCUCUGCUCUUCUCCAACCUUAUGACGUAAAGGUUUCAUUUUCCAAGAACCCAAGAAGCAUCAUGUUCUAUCUGGAAGCACUCCUAAACCGAGCAUUCUACGAAGACUUCGAAUCCAUCGGAUUUCAGAAAAGUGGGUCCGAGCGAAUCCUCAAUCCAAUACAAAAAUGCGAAGCGAACUACGCUUCCUUCACUCUUCUCAGGGGACUCACCUGGGACGAGGUGUUGAACAAAGGAACCAGACACUUCAGCGAGGAGUUCAGCCGGUUUUGCGAUCGAAAAAUGAGUGAGAUCGUGGCGAUGUUGGGGUGGAAUCGGGCGUGGCCGGAGCCACUGCUGCAAGCAUUCUUCGGUGCGGCGAAGAACGUCUGGCUUAUUCAUCUGUUGGCUUGUUCGGUGCACCCAGCCUUACCCGUAUUCAGGGUGGAUAAGGGGAUGAGGUUCGAUGGGGUGUACAUGGAGGACAUGGGUGCAGACAAAGCUCGGAAGCUGGUUCCGGCAGUGGUCCGGAUCAUGGUGGCACCAGGAUUCUACGUCUACAGUAAUGUGGUCAAGUGUAAGGUUCUGUGCAGGUACGAUAAUACCGGUCAGGGUUUAUCACCCUAAAACAAACAGCUCCAUCAGAUCAAUUCUGUAAAAAAGAGGUCGUUAACAUAUAAACGCAUCAAAUAAAAAAUAUGAUUUACAUUACAGGGUCUGUUUGUUUGUGGAUAGAGGUAGAAAGACCGUUUUGGGAGGAGGUGAAAGUAAAAGUUCGGGGUUGGCGUUUUCUUCUUCCUUGAUUUGUUUUACUUCUUGUAUCUAUUCUUUUGAUCUCUAGCGCAUAGAUUCCAAUUCGGAAGCGUUGAAAGUCAUGAUUCAUGGACCGUAA
Messenger RNA from Nelumbo nucifera (sacred lotus), 2138 nucleotides. RefSeq names its product cyclin-dependent kinase-like protein. NCBI's taxonomy places the organism in Eukaryota, Viridiplantae, Streptophyta, Magnoliopsida, Proteales, Nelumbonaceae. The record is from RefSeq and is a predicted model, not a curated record.